AGGAGGAAGGAAAAGUGAAAGGAAAAAAGGGGAAAAAGGAGCCCCCAAAUCCUAAGGGCUAAGCCGGUUCCUCCAAUAUCUUCUCGAUAUCUCUCUCUGGAGCUCUCUCAUCUCUGUUGUCCCUCUCGGAUUCUCCAGCGGUGACCGCCUUUCUUUCUUUUUACGUUUUUGCUUUCUAUUUUCAGGGUGGAUCUUCUUGAGCUCUGCUGACGGCGAUUGUCAAAGAAUUUCAUUCGCACAGCCUCUGAAAGCGAAGGCCCUCGGUGUUCUGGUUGCUCAUUUGUGUCACCAAUUUUUCUGCCUUUUGUGUCCGAUCACUUUUCGCUGCUUCUGAUUAUCCUUUCUCACAUCGAGAUUGAGUUUUGUGUAUCAAUUUUGGGCCUGAUCGGUCUUGUACUCUGUCCAAUAAUCUCAUAUUAUAAGAAAAUUAGACUAGGGUUCAAGUGUUUUUCAUUUUUUUCUUUUUGUUCUCUUUGUAGUUUCAAUUGAUUGUAGCUUUGGGCUCCAUGUUAAUGGAUUUUCCCUUCCCAGUAUUGUAUUAUUGACGUUUAUAUGAUUAUUAUCUUCUCAUUUAUUUUUUUUCCUUUCCUGAUCUGAUUUUCUACGGGGAAAAGGUGUGAAAAAAAAGAGAAAAAAAGGAAGAAGGUGGGAAGAAAAAGAAAAAAAAGAACUUGUGAAAAUUUCAAUAAACAAUACAUUCGUGCCAUCCCCUUUUCUUAAUUAAAAAAGAGAGAGAGAGAGAGAGAGAGAGAGAGAGAGAGAGAGAGCGAGAGAGGAAAAAACCGAGAUUGUAAAAUUUGUGUACUAUUUUCGAAUGGGGAGCCCUGCAUUAAGUGGUCGGAAUAAUGGGCAGCGAUUAGGCAUUACUGAUCCCAUUUCGUUGAGUGGACCAACGGAGUACGACGUGAUAAAGACUCGCGAACUUGAAAAGUAUUUGCAAGAUGCUGGAUUGUACGAGAGUCAGGAAGAAGCCGUGAGUAGAGAGGAAGUUCUUGGAAGACUGGACCAGAUUGUGAAGAUUUGGGUUAAAGCAAUUAGUCGUGCGAAAGGGUUGAAUGAGCAACUGGUGCAAGAAGCAAAUGCUAAGUGCAUGGCCCUGGUGCAGACAUUGACACACUCUGUGUUGGACCUAGACAUGCAACCCGUGAAGUGCGAUCAGCUUUCAUUUUCAUGA
Messenger RNA from Momordica charantia (bitter melon), 1174 nucleotides. Lineage: Eukaryota; Viridiplantae; Streptophyta; Magnoliopsida; Cucurbitales; Cucurbitaceae. The record is from RefSeq and is a predicted model, not a curated record.